Hemibagrus wyckioides is the source of this 1955-nucleotide messenger RNA. RefSeq names its product caveolae associated protein 4b (gene cavin4b). Gene Ontology annotation, cellular component: caveola; cytoplasm. Bases 327 to 1280 code for a protein of 317 amino acids. Gene Ontology annotation, biological process: regulation of gene expression. The record is from RefSeq and is a predicted model, not a curated record. Lineage: Eukaryota; Metazoa; Chordata; Actinopteri; Siluriformes; Bagridae. The transcript has 2 exons.
UGUUGGUUUGGUGCCCUCCCUGCCUGUCAGAGUUCAGGCUCUUUCUCAGUUGCUAUCUGUGUCUCUUUGGGGCUUAGGGUGGUCUGCCCUUUAAGCCCCUUGGAUUUCUGUGGGGUGGGGCUUUCAUGAUUUUCUUCCCAGUAGUCCAGUGAAGCUGUUGUUGAGGAGUACAUCUCACCCUAGUGUGUCUUGUAGAUUAGUUAAAAUUAAUGCUCUCUUACCCUAGCUUUGAACCCAGCAUCAACCUUUCUACCUGAAGACCCUUAAUCUUGGUCUCUACUCUUCAAGGAAGGAGCUCAGACUUUUAGAAUCUGAUAAGGGUGGACAUGGCGGAAAAACUGGGACUUGUGGCUGCUACAGAUGAGCCCAAUGCCUUGAAUAUUCUCUCUCUCCUGGAACGUGUGGCUGGUAUCAUUGACAAUGUGCAGGCAUGCCAGCAGCGCAUGGAAGAGAGACAGUUGGAGUUGGAGAACAAUGUGAAAACUAUCCAAGAAGAUGUAGUAAAAUUGACCAAGGAGCACACCACUACCAGUGGUACUGUGGAAAAGCUACUGGAGAAAACACGAAAAGUUAGCUGCCACAUUAAGGAUGUGCGGGUCCGUAUAGAAAAGCAAAAUAUACGUGUCAAGAAGGUAGAGGAAACACAGGCUGAGCUGCUAAACAAAAACAAGUUCCGUGUGGUAAUAUACCAGGGUGAUACUGAGGUCCCAGCUGUACCAGGCCCAAAGGACACCCCAAAAGGAGCAGCAGGGGGUGAUGCAUCUGCUGAUCCAGCUGCACCUGAGACCUUAAUUCCUGACUCAGAUGAAGAAUACAUGGUUGUUGAAGAGGCUGACUCCACAGCAGCCAAGUUGAAGAAGACUGGCCUGAAGCGUAUUGAGAGUCUGAAGAAUACAUUUUCCCGUGAGAACAUGACCAAGACCAAGGAGAAUCUCGGAAGCAAGGUUAAUAAGCUGGGUGAGCGCAUUGUGACAGCUGAGCGCCGUGAGAAGAUUCGGAUGUCAGGUGAACAACUGAAACGAUCUGGAGAGCGCUUCAAAGAAACCAUAACCAAAAAUGUCCCAGCAAAGCUGAACCUGAAGAAGGAGAGAACUGUGGCUGAGGGUCAGGAGGGGGCCGAGGGUACCACAGAGGGCAUAGUACCUAUUCCACCACCUAAGGGGCGUAAAUCCAAUCCAGAAGCAGCUUACACAGAGUCCACACAAAAGCAGGAAGGAGGAGAAGUGGGCAAAGCAGAAGAGUCGAAAGUGCCAACAUUUGACAUGAAAGAGCUUUCAUAAGCGGCAAGUCAUUGGACAAAAAGGAAUGUUUGCAGGUUUGCGUCAUGUUUGAGAAAUGUACAUUUCCUGAUGAGAAGGCUGAAGAUGGACUUGUACCUGGUGGUAAAAACUCGGGCCAGUCAGACAGAUCGAGCAGCCCGUGUGCCAGAAAUUUAUUGCUGGAUGGUAACCUGAAGGAAUGAAUAAGGGAAGUCACUUAGCAUAAACCUUAUGAAUGAAUUUAGCUAUUUUUACACUUAGUAUGGACUUGGACAUAUUUCAAUGAUAACAUAUUUUAAUAAAAAUGGUUGUUUAAUGAUUAACCUGAAAAAAGCCAGAGGUAAUUAGCACAGUUGGGCGUUGGAUUAUUCUUAGCCUACUCUAGUGUUAGAUUUUGCAUGCAACAUUUUGUGUUACUGUAUUGUACUUAUUGUGUUACUCUAUUGCACUGUACUUAUGUUUUACUAAUCUUGAUGAUCUCACCUAGCUAUUUGAAAUAAACAAAGUCAACUCAAUCAGGUGGUUUCUAAGAAGUCUUCUAAAAUGACAGCUAUACAGUGUUUUAUUUUUGCUUCAUUUUUGGGCUUCAAAGCAUGUUUUUAUGCAUGUUAAAAUCUUUUUCUACUAAAAGCUGUGUAUUAAGUGAUACAAAAUACAAUCAAUUAUAAUACUUGUGUCAUUUUACAUACAAUAUUU